Molecule: messenger RNA, 2120 nt
Organism: Anopheles aquasalis
Lineage: Eukaryota; Metazoa; Arthropoda; Insecta; Diptera; Culicidae
Source: RefSeq, a predicted model, not a curated record
UUCCCGGAUCGUGAAGUGGUCGAACGGGUCGCGAUAAGCACGCUACAACGACGACAACGACGAUCGCUCGCGAGAUAUACCCUCCCCGAUUGGUGGUGAUGCGUGUAAGUGGUCACCAGGAACGCGCACAUUCCGGCUUCCACCUCCCCCACCCCCAAAAAAAAACCGGCCGGGAGCACGCGGUAAUCGCUUCUGGCGCCUGAUCGUCGAUCGCUACGAUCACAUAGGUGUGAGUGCGCCCGGUGAGAAGGUCCGAACAAGAACCAGCUGUUUGCGUUGGGUGGCUGAUCGGGAGCGCGCGCGCGCGCGCGCAACAUAACAAACGGCCACGUGCAUUGUGCGUACCGGAUUGAUAACGGUUUGGGUCACUCUACACUGUUUCCGAGGCAGGCAGGCAGGGUUUUUUGUGACCAUCGAAUUGGCCCGCGCAAUCCGCCAGCGGUGGUGCUUUACGCGUGCAAUGAGGAUUGUGUUCUAUUUAAAAAAUGACGCCGAAAAGAUCGCCACUCGGGCCAAGGUGGUUUCGCAACCCCCAAAGGUACCGCGCCACAUAUUGUUAUUUUGAAAUGUCUCUCAUUAAAUUGUCGUGGCAUGUUGAUUGUAAAAAGGGGAAGGAAAACACACUGCCGCUGCUGCUGCUGUGACGUCAUGCCCCUCGGGGUACGAUCAUGCGACAUCAACAAUCCACAAUUCGAGGAUCGCGACGCGGUGUUUACCAGAGCAAGCCAGUCGCGGGAAUUGCGUUUGUCGCUGGUGAUAAGAUUAUCUUCUCGGUACGCUCGGUAGUCGGGUUUCCUGUAACACAAGCACAACCGGUAGCUCACCCUGCGAGGACGAUCGCGAUCGCGGUUAACGAACCUUUUUUGAAUGAAAUGUUUCGCACGAUCGCGCCGCGGAUCGCCGUUUGAAAUAUUCCAAUGCUUGAGCAUUUGAAAAUGGUGUCCUAAACGCGCGCACGAUCAGCAGCGCACGUCGCGAUCAGCCACUUCGCUCGGUUUUCAAAGUUUUCAGAACGCAGCGUCUGAUAAGUAAAUAUUAUUGUUCUUCCUGCUCGUCGUCUUUGACCGAUCGCGAUCGUGCUGAACAAUGAGCUCACGGAUGAUGACCUCCUCCUAAGUGUUCGCACGGUAGCAACAGCGUGCAGGAGCAGGACGAGCGGCAGAAGAACGGUAGAACAAGAGGAGUUCCACCCACAGCCGCGAUCGACAGUGACAAAAGGAGAUCAUCUCGUCGCGGCGCACUACUCUGGCUGCCACGCGUUUUCCGCGAUGGAUAAGUAUCUGCGAUGGUUCAUCAAGUACCAGGUUUACACGAUCGUGCUGUUCACCACGCUGCUGAUCACCUUUGUGACACCGGCACUGGCCUACCGCAAUACGGGCAAUUAUGCUCUGCCUACCCCAGUCGAGGAUCUGCGAUUGAGCGGCGUCCCAGCGGUAAUGUUCGCUAGCGGUUGGUUCGCCGCCACCGUGUUUCUCAUCGUGGCCAUACACAAGGAAGUGAAGCGCUUCAUCUACCCGUACGCCUUCAUGCUGGGUCUUGAUCUCGUGCUGCUGUUUCUACGCGAGCUGUACCUGGUGGUGAUCGGAGAAGCAGAGACAGAUCUGUGGAGCCUCAAGCUAGUCUUGUUUCUAUUGAUUGUACCAUACGUUUCUGCUAGCCUCUUUGCCCUUCAUCGAUUGUACACCGUAGAUCCGCGCCACACACCGCACAACGAAGGAUUUGUGCGCUUCAAUCGAGAUGAAGCAUCCACUGAAACGCAAGCAACUCCUCAACCGGCCGUCUGACAAGGAGAUGAAGGAGAGUUACAAAGAAACAAAGUGCAAUCAUCAUGUACGCGCCGGCGCCACGCCUUGAAUGCAGUCAGAUAUCUCAGUGGAGUGAAGGAGGAGGAUCUCGACAAAUCGUUACUAAAAAAUAACACACCUGAUGAUGGGGAAACCUCACCGAAUUGUGUGCUGUUGGCGGUAUACUUCGCAGCGCAGGGAAGUACGCCGCUUAAUCUAGCCAAUUAAGUUUAACUCUAGUGUUCCCACUAAACCGCAGGAGAACCAUGUACGCUGAAUCGAUGUGCUAACUAUUUGCAAAGGAUGACCUAAUAAACUGUAUGUUCCGUGGACUGA